AAAUAACUGUCAAUUGUCAUAUCUAUAUGGGAGUUAUUGUGAUUUUUCCUCUGAAAUCUGAAUUAAAAAUACAAUAAUUAUUUUCGUGUAUUUAUUUCGCAUUAAAGACAAUGAUUAAACUGUUCUCAUUAAAACAACAAAAAAAGGAUGAAGAAGGUUCGGCACGAGCAGGUGGAUCACAGAAAAAAGCGUCAGCAGCACAGUUGCGAAUCACAAAAGAUUUAAAUGAAUUAAAUUUACCCAAGACAUGUAGCACAGAGUUCCCUGAUCCAGAUGAUUUACUUAAUUUUAAAUUAAUAAUUUGUCCUGAUGAGGGCUUUUAUAGAGGAGGAAGAUUUGUAUUUAGUUUUAAGGUAGGACCAAAUUAUCCCCAUGAACCGCCCAAAGUGAAAUGUGAAACUUCAGUAUAUCACCCUAACAUAGAUCUAGAGGGCAAUGUUUGCUUAAAUAUACUCAGAGAAGACUGGAAACCAGUGCUAACUGUUAAUUCUAUAGUCUAUGGAUUACAGUAUUUAUUUUUGGAACCAAAUCCAGAAGACCCCUUGAAUAAGGAAGCCGCAGAUGAGCUUCAAAGCAACCGAAGACUGUUUGAGCAGCAUGUGCAAAGAGCUAUGCGUGGUGGUUAUGUAGGGACCUCCUACUUUGAACGGUGCCUCAAGUGAACACAACUCAGCUGUAAAUUAUAUUAACACUAUACAAAUAAAUAAAUCUCACAAUU
Messenger RNA from Pieris rapae (cabbage white), 718 nucleotides. It is a transcript of the gene UbcE2M, whose product is annotated as NEDD8-conjugating enzyme Ubc12. The record is from RefSeq and is a predicted model, not a curated record. Bases 111 to 662 code for a protein of 183 amino acids. Lineage: Eukaryota; Metazoa; Arthropoda; Insecta; Lepidoptera; Pieridae. The transcript has 4 exons.